UUGUAUUACCAGACGACCGAAUCUUGAUUGCGGACUAUUAUGGAUGGGGUAAUUUAAUGGAAUACAAUAACAAUGGUCAACACAUACGUGACAUUCCUGUCUCUGAUAAACCGCAUAGUCUUACAUUAGUGGAUACCGACCGUGUUGCUGUUACAUAUGGCAUAUACGGAUACCUGGAGAUUAUAAACACUAAGAAUACUAGUAAAAGGAAGAGGGUGAAUUGCAGUAAUUGGUGCUAUGGAAUAUCUUACCAGGACCAGAAGCUGUAUGUUUUUGUAUGUGGACAAGGCAUAGUAGUGAUGGACUUGAAUGGGAAGACAUUAAAUACAAUCGAUAUCGAUGUUUCAGGGGUGUUUAAUAUAACAACGACCAGCGACAGGAUAUACUAUUCACACCAGGGCAGUAAUACAGUACACUGCUGUAGCAUGACAGGACAAGAAAUAUGGGUAUUCACGGAUCAGUCUAUUUCCGAACUGAGUGGGUUAUCAGUGGACAGUAAUCAGAACGUAUUUGUUGUUGGUGGAACCUCAAAUAACCUGACAGUAAUACAACACGACGGGAAAUAUAGCAAGAUCUUACUUACUGAUCGUGAUGGACUUAAAUCUCCUAAUGCAGUAGAUUACAACAAACAAAAGAAGAUUGUCUGCUUAGGCUUCAAGGCAGGAAGCAUUGCUUUGUACCAAGUGUCGUAAAAAUAAUUACGCGCAUAAGAAAGAAGUCCUUACUGUUUGUUAUGUACUGGUAUUUUCCAAGUGAUAUAUGCUAACCAUUGAGGAUGUCAUAACUUAAGCCGCAGUGUGAACGGGGUAGUGGAGCAAAU
Molecule: messenger RNA, 820 nt
Organism: Mytilus trossulus (common blue mussel)
Lineage: Eukaryota; Metazoa; Mollusca; Bivalvia; Mytilida; Mytilidae
Exons: 2
Coding region: 57-692 (211 amino acids)
Source: RefSeq, a predicted model, not a curated record